CUUAAAUCAUUUCAGUGAUUUAUUUUUGAGAUGUAGUGUUAAAAGUUACUAUCUUAAUCAAGAAAGGAAAUGUAUUUCCAAUCUAGAAAUCGCAUUAGCAGAUUCAACCCCUAUGGAACUACAGACCCAUUUAAAGUCGCAUAAGACGAGCAUAAUCGACCGGGCCAUAAAGUAAGUCAAAAGUGUCGGAAGGAAAGGAAAAACGCCAAGGAAAGCAUGUCCCAAAAAACCACUCGAAGUUUGAAUGUGAGCAAAGGAAGCCGCAAGAACAAGGAAAGCCUGGCACGAAACUGUACAGGAGGCGAAAGGACAUCGGAGCAGGAGAGUGCAAUUAUGUGCCGGCAAAGUGGAAGUCGAAGUCGAAGUCCAGCGCGGGAAUUACAGCAAUUAGUGGCAGUCACAUGCAAAUGCAAUGUCACUGGGGCUGAGUCACAAAGGUGGAUGGUUGGACAGGUGGAGGUGGAUAGUUGGUCAGGUGGAGUGGCUGGAGGAGCGCCUGAAAGGGCGCCGGCUAGGACGCCGCCUUGGUUCCCAUGGCUACGCCGCACAAUGUAAACAGAGAGAGGCGCUCCGAAGCGAGCGAAAGGGGUUGCACAGCCGGCUCAGUGGAGCACAACGCUGAGAGGCAGGAGAGGAUUCCUGCCCUGGAAGUCACUCAUCACUUCCAGCUGGGGCGCGUGCGCAGUGGCAGCUAGCUGUUGUUGUUGUCAUGGCACUGCCCCACCGCUUGCUGCUUCUUGCUGCUUUCCAGCCGAAACGCUUGACGAGUGAUGUGGAAACAUUUUCGACACAAGCAAAAGAGAGGCUUCCACCGUUUAGCCACAGCAGCGGUCGAAAUACUAGGUGCUUGACCAAGUCAGCCUGCUUCCUCAGCUAAAAUUGUAGUUGUAAGCGAAUUAAAUACAUAGCUCAACAUUAAGUUAAGCAAGUAUUUAGCAUUUUCUAGAAAUUCUUCAAGAAAGGAUUAUAAAGUUAAGCUCCCCAUUUUCUUUUUAUCUCCCCUUCUGGAGGCUUUUCCACACUUUAGAUGGUUUCUUCCGCAACCUCACUAUUCUCGUGACCUAUUAUUGCGACCCGGACUGUCCGCAUGUGUGCUUGCAUGUUGAUAGUGAGCACAAGUCCAACGCACACCGGCUUCACAGGCUGUUGCUGCUUUUAUUGCCGUCGGUUGUUAGGGGCGCGACUUUGGCAACAUUAUGGAAAAUCAGUUUGUGUUUGGAUCGCGAUGCGAGGAGCUCGUUCAGCGCAGCGGAGUACUAACUGAAAGCGUUUCGGCCAACUUUGUUCUUUGUCCGUUUGCAAUCGCGGUCAUAACAAUGAAAUAACUUACACUCAGUGCAGCUGGAGGAAAACGCCCAAAAGGAUUAAGUGCGUGUUUGUAAAACAUCAAAUACUGUGAAGCAAAAAUGUUUUAAAAUCAUGAGUCAUGUGGAAAGGGAUUUGCAUUUUAAAAUAAAUAUCUACACUUAAGGAUAUACCAAGCAGCUCAGUUGUUGAUAAGUUUCUAUAAACACUAGACUUUAGUAGGCUUUUUUUGUAUAUCUCAAAAACAGUUUUCCCAAAAAAGUCUACAUAUUGGUUUCGUAUUGAAUGUUGGUUAAUGUUUUUAAGUUAACACCUUUAUUGAAGUGCUUUCCUUUUCAUCUUAUUUAAACCGCGCAGCCUGCAGUUAUUAACGGAAUUCAUUUUUUGUCCCCAAUUAAAUCUUCCUUGUGCCAUAAAUCAGUUUACCAGUUUAAUAAAAUAAAAAAAGUCGCCAGGGGAAAACAAGUUCACAGUCUGCGGCCCAGGCGAAUAUUGGAAAAUGUAACCGUUUUUACACAGGGCUAAACAAAGGAAAAGUUGCACAUAAAUUCAAUUGGCGAACGUUUAUGGCACAUCGCAGAUAAACGCAAAGUUAUUGCUUAAAUAACAAAACAAGAGCAUUACAAAUGGAGUAUGGAAAGUGUUAAAGAACAUCGCGUGAAGUGACUGAGUUGAAUCUUAUUUUCAUGAUUUGUGCGCAAGUGUUGUGUGGCUCUGAAAAGCUGAGAUACUAUCAACUAACUUAAUUGCUGAUCCUGUAUAAUAACGCUGUAUAAAAAUGCGGAUAAAUCACCAAUGGAUAUGCUAUGCAAUCUGCGCUCUCUGCUGUUUGAAUAAAGCUACUCUGGGUGCCAUUCUGGACUCACGUUGCUAUCUGGAGGGCGGAGGUUCCGCGGAGAGUUUUCUUGCCACCGAGGAUCUGGCGGUGGGCUCCAUCAUCGGCAAGCUUAGGAUCAAUGGCGAUGCCAAUGCGGAAACGGGCGACAUUAAUCUCUCAUUGAGGGAGAAGAAUGCUCCCGUUGAGAUUCAUCCUGGCACCAAGGAGCUGGCCCUAUCGGUGGAGCUGGACAAGGAGGGUGUGAGAGGUCCGUCGUCCAUCUACGUGAAUGUGAUCUGCAUACGACGGCAUUCCACGGAUCCGAGCUUCGUCAUUCCCGUGAAUGUGCGCGUAACUGAUGUGAAUGACAAUGCGCCCCAGUGGAUCGGUACGCCCUACACUUUAACCCUUUCGGAGGUGACCGUUCCGGGCACUAGAAUCCUGCAGGGCGCCCGUGCCGAGGACGCCGACCAGCCGGGUCCCUUCUCUACGGUGGAGUACCAGGUGCUGCCGGGACCGUACUCGGAGUACGUGCAGUUCCUCAAUCCGCUGGAGGGCACGCUGGUGCUGAAGAAGGCCCUCGACUACGAGCAACUGCAGAACUUCACGGUGAAGUUGCGGGCACAGGAUCAGGGCACACCGCCGCGUCACUCGGACACGCUGCUGCGGGUGGUCAUCACGGAUGCGGAUGACCAGAACCCAAAGUUCCAGCGGGAGUCCUACAGCGCUGAGAUACCAGCGGAUGGCAGGCCAGGUGAGCUGCGCAUGCGGCCGGAGCCACUGAAGGCGGUGGAUCAGGACGAAGGGAUUUGUGCGCCCAUUCAGUACACGAUAGUCCAGUCGCAGGAUGCCAAGUACUUCCGCAUCCAUCCGCACAAUGGCGCCAUUAGCCUGCUAACACCCAUUGGCUAUGCGGAUGUGGCCAAUGGAGCCACGUUAGUGGUGAAGGCCACGCAGAUCGACAAUCCAGAUCGCUAUGCCUUGACCACCGUCCAGUUGACGCGACCUGGCAGUCACAGUGACUUGAGCACUCUGGCCUUCGUCCAGAAGAGAUUCGUGAUGCGCAUUCGCGAGGACACGGCAGUGGGCAAUCGGAUUCUAGCACUGCCCACCAAUAAGCCCGGCAAACACCUCAAGUACAUCAUUUCCGAUCCGGUGAAUUCACAGUUCUUCAGCGUUGGAUCGCUGGGAGAACUGGUCCUGGCCAAGCCACUCGACUACGAGAAGAUGACCAAGCACGAGUUCCAGGUGCUGGCCACCGAUGGCAUGACCAACAGCACCGCGGAACUUACACUGGAGGUAAUCGACGUGAAUGACUGGGAACCGCGGUUCCGGGAAACACACUACGAGUUCAUGGUGCCCAAGAGCCAGGCGCUGCAAUCCCGCGCGGAUUCCUUCGAGGGCGUGCUCAUCGGCAAGGUGGAGGCAGCUGACGGGGAUCGCAACGACAAACUGGAACUCUCGUUGCGUGGUCAGCAUGCCGGACUGUUUGAAAUCGAUUCCACUGGAAACAUCUACAUGCGUCCGGAGCAACUGCAGAGUCUCAACGAGUCCACGGUCCAUCUGAUAGCCAUUGCCACGGACACGGGCGUGCCGCCCAGGAGCACUUCCGUGCCGGUGAGUGUCACCAUGGAGGGUCUGACCCUGGCGCGGUCCGGAUGGAACAGCAACAUGUUGGGCAUGUUCGGCAUGAUUGUGGGCCUCUUUCUGAUGAUCAUCGUGGCGCUCAGCUGCUACAUUGUGCGAUCGAAGAAGCAGGGCAAGAGUGCAUCCAGCGGAUUGGGACUCGGUCGGAAUCGGGUGCACAGCCAGGCGCACAGCAGCGUGUCGUCUGCCAAUCUGGUUACCCACGAGAAGCUGGCGGGGAAUGGCAACGGCAACGGAGCCAGCGUCACCAGCGGCGGAGUCUCUGUGCUGCACAUGAAGCACGGCGGUAACAUCACCAUGGCCAAUCCGAUGAACAAUGGCCUGCAUCACGUGGCCAGUGGAGCCAGCAGUAGCAUGGCCCUCGGCAGUUCCGCCGCCCUGUUGGAGCGGGAACGCGAGAGGGAGCGGGAUCGGGAGCGUCAGCGGGAGAGCUAUGCGGCCACAGUGCGCAGCAUAGUGUCGCGCGCCUCCGCCAACGGCCAGCUCUUCGAGGAGGAUGAGAUCGAGCACGACUCACUGCAGACGGAAAACAACAACCGGAAGGUGACAGCCACGGGAGCGGGAAGCGGCGGCGUCACCACCAUCAGCACCACGCCCGCCAAUGUGGGCUCCAAUCUGCUAUCCGCCACCGAUGCCAUGGGCUCCUCGGAGAACAACUUGACGGUCUACUUUUAGAGCGCAGGAGGGGGAGCCAGUUACUCCCGGCGAGCUUGUAAAUAUCGCUGCUAAGUCAGUUUAGGAUUAGGUUUAGGCCCCGCACACGUGUAUGUACAUUGAGUAGACCAAAUAUAGCAUUGUAAACAGACUCGGCACCAGAUCUAGACUAAGUCCAAGCGAUUUCCAUUGUAAAGUUUUGCUUCCCAGAAUGUAAGAGGAUGCGUCCUAAUAAAGUUUUCGACUAUUCAAGCAUGUUGGCCCCUUCCAUGCAAACAGUUUACCUUA
Molecule: messenger RNA, 4711 nt
Organism: Drosophila yakuba
Lineage: Eukaryota; Metazoa; Arthropoda; Insecta; Diptera; Drosophilidae
Gene: Cad96Cb
Product: protocadherin-23
Exons: 6
Coding region: 2084-4444 (786 amino acids)
Biological process (GO): homophilic cell-cell adhesion
Cellular component (GO): plasma membrane; catenin complex
Molecular function (GO): cadherin binding; calcium ion binding
Source: RefSeq, a predicted model, not a curated record